This is a messenger RNA of Colias croceus (clouded yellow), 2379 nucleotides long. RefSeq lists its product as uncharacterized. Lineage: Eukaryota; Metazoa; Arthropoda; Insecta; Lepidoptera; Pieridae. The record is from RefSeq and is a predicted model, not a curated record. The transcript is spliced from 7 exons. The coding region runs from base 35 to 1156 and encodes 373 amino acids.
AAUUGUCAUUCACUUUUGUGAAACCGCUGGAGAAAUGUCCGAUUCCGCCGGCGAUAAUUUAAAACUGCGAGUUGUGGUUUUAGGAGGGUGCGGCUUCAUCGGUCGGAACCUGGUGCACUACUUGAUAAGUAACGACUUGGUGAGCGCGCUCCGUGUGGUUGAUAAGACUCCGCCGCAGCUCGCGUUUCUGAAUCCCGCUCAUACGAAGUCGUUUGAAGACCCUCGAGUGGAAUAUAAGAGCGCAAAUUUAAUAAAUCCAACAUCAUGCGCAUCAGCAUUAGAACCGACAUCUGGCCCCUGGGAUCUCGUCGUCAACUGCGCGGGGGAGACCAGGGUCGGGCAGACGGAGGCGGUCUACUCGGAGGGGAUACUAACCCUCAGCACGAACGUGGCGAAGGAGUGCGCUAAGAUCAAAGUUAAUAGACUGGUGGAAAUAUCUAGUGGACAGAUGUAUAGCAGCGAUAAGCCUCACAAAGAAGAUGGUCCCAUCGAGCCCUGGACCGUGGAAGGCAGGAUGAAGAGUAAAGUUGAGAAAGAGUUGAAGAACUUGGAGUCAGAAUUGAACUAUACAGUAUUACGACCAGCCAUAGUGUACGGAGUGGGAGAUAGACGGAGUUUAACUCCCCGCCUCCUCUACGGAGGCAUUUACAAGCACCUCGGUGAAACAAUGAAACUCCUCUGGACUGCUGACCUCAAGAUGAAUACGGUCCACGUGUCAGACGUGUGCAAAGCAAUUUGGACCUUAGGCACUCAGCCUGAAGCUCAAAGUCAAGUGUAUAAUAUCGUGGAUGAAGCUAAUAGCUCGCAGGGCAGCCUUGCUGAACUAGUGUCCGAGAUAUUCAAGAUCAAUCAUGAUUAUUAUGGCACAGCUAUUUCUACUUUGGCUAAGAACGACAUAGCCUCCGUAGCUGAAGAAGCGAACGACAAACACCUCACAGCAUGGGCGGACAUCUGCCGCAAGUACAAUCUAGAACAUUCUCCGCUAGAGCCCAGCGCUAGCACGGAGCUGCUGCUGAAUAAGCAAUUGUGCCUCGACGGGAGCAAGAUUAAGGGUAUAGUGGGGCUGGAUGUGCCGAGGCCAAGAGUUAAGGAACUGUUAGAAGUACUGCAAGACUACGCUUCCAUGAAUCUCUUCCCCAAGGAGUUACUUCUAUGACCAUAAUUAGGGAAUAAUAAAUUGAGAACAGCUUAAAAGCGCUUUUCCCUUGAAAAUAGAUAGGGUUGCCAAAAUUCUUUCUUAAAUGUUAAUUGAAAAUAAGAUAUAAAAUAUGCUUAAAUUUUAUAUAAAAGAAGUAAUAAUCAUAUUAUACAAAGUUAUUCUUCCAGUAUUUCGGUAAAUAUUAUGUUAUUAAAUAUUGUAUUUUUGAAUUGUCUUCAAUAAUAUUGCAUACUUCUAUGACGGAACAAAUAUAAAAAAAUAUAUUAUAACAGUUGGCAACCCUAACUAUAGAUAUAAGCAACCAGAGCUUAUGAAGACAAGUAUUUUUCUAAAUUAUAAACUCGACAUCGUUUCAAAAUUCUGUGAUAGUCUUGAAAUUUUUAACAUCAUUAACCGGUAGUUUUAAAUGUAUAAGACUGCAGAUGCCAAAAGCAUUUAACGUUCACCUAUUUUUUACUAAAUUUCAUCUUCCUUGUUGAUAUAAUACAUAAGAAAUUAUUCAUUCUUUUAGAAGCGCUUUUAAAUAUAAAGAACACGUAAAUGAUAAUAAUUAACUAAUAAAUGUUUAGUCGCGAUCUUUAUAAACUAAUUUAAGACUAAACCUCGAUAGGGAACCAAAAUAGUUAAUUAAUAAGGACCACAUUUAAGGUACCACCUGUUCUGAAAACAGUUUCUAAGAAUAUAUGCAUGAUGAUGUAGGACAAACUUGAAUCAAUUAAAAUACAAUUUUAUAUAAAUCUUUGACUCUAUUCCAUCCUACCAGUUAUUGUGUGAGAUUUUACGAAAAAAUAUUCCUCCUUAUAAUAUAUUAUUAAAAAUAUUCCUAAUGCAGUACUUAAACUCGGUACUUAAUGUUUACAAUUUUAUGUAGAAAAAAUUCUUCCGUUUUAUGUUUACCGCUAUGAAAUUUAUUUUUAUUUUUAAAUUACCAUUAGUUUAUAGAUCUGUCAUUUUAUUUUAAGGAAACGUUUUAUUUGUAAGCUUAGCGUAAGCUUUUGUAUCUGUGUAUUUUCUUUGCAUCAAAAUUCGCUCAAUUUUAUAAAAAUACAUGCAUUUUUGAAUUGCUUUUGUUAAGUGAUAUCGCUUUUUAGUAAAAUUUUAUGAAACGAAGUUUCCUAUGUUUUGCAUUUGUAGAUUUGACUGUUGGUUUUGCGUAAUGGAUUCGUGUGAAAUAUACCUACGUACUUAUCUUAUUUGCGUAAUAAAUGAUUGAAAAUUUA